Messenger RNA from Hemicordylus capensis (graceful crag lizard), 6180 nucleotides. RefSeq names its product TBC1 domain family member 10B (gene TBC1D10B). The transcript has 9 exons. Bases 367 to 2805 code for a protein of 812 amino acids. Lineage: Eukaryota; Metazoa; Chordata; Lepidosauria; Squamata; Cordylidae. The record is from RefSeq and is a predicted model, not a curated record.
UUCCUCUUUUUGAUCGCCGUCUCCUAUGAUUGCCUUCUCCCACUGCAUUCUGAUUGGUUCAUCUUCCGCGGUCCCCACCUUCCCGGCUAAAGCCUUUCUCUUUCUCCUUUGUGAUUGGCUAAGCUCGCUUUCCUCCUUAACACUCAUUGGCCAAGCUUUAGAGUGGAUGGCCUGGAGGUGCGUGCGCAAUCUGGGUGGUUGUCUCUCUCUCUCUCUCUUUCUCACUGCUGCUGCUGCUGCUUCUACCUGGGUAGGGGGGAGCGUGAGGCUCGCUGGCUUCCUCCCCCUCCCCCCUCCCCCCAUAGCACAGGCUUUGGCUGAGCAACUGGGCCGCAUCCCCCCCAUUGGGGGGGAGGGGGUAUUGUUAUGAUGGAGGCUGGGUCUGGUGAUCUCCCAUCACCCCCACCUCGGUAUAAUGCCCCCCGCUCAGUGCUCCACUCUCUUAAGGGGGUAGGCCCAGCUCCUGUGGCACCCACCGGGCCUGCAGACAACGUGACAACUUCACCCAUGGCAACGGCGAAUGUGGCAACUGUGGAAACUGUGGAAAAAAUCGUGGUGGACAAUGCUACAAUACCAGCAUCUUGCAUUGCUUCAGAAACUACAUCGACCACGGUGACCAUAGAGAUGUCUCUUGUGGCCAACAAUAAUGGAAACUUAGCAUCUCCCAUGCAGAUGGCAUCUGAUACUGGAGUCGUAGCUGUGGAUGGUCCAGUGGGAGGCCUAUCUUCUGUGGUGACGGUGCCUAGGGUCAAUUCAGUUGACCCCAUGCCUCCUAUGGCAACAGUCAAUGGAACAUCAGUGAUGUCAUCUCAUGAUGCUGGAAUGAUGUCAUCACCUGAGGCUUUUCCUGCAGAGACUGUGGUGAAAUCCCUCCCGAUUACACCUGCAUCACCAACAGUAGUAGUGGUGGCACCUAGCCCUGCAACUCCACCAGAGAAGACUCCACCCACCACUCCAGAGGGUUUGGCACCUCACGAGCCCCCUGCUUCGCAACCACUCCAGGAGAUGGGUUCUCAAUCGAGCCUGGGCACCUUGGCACCCAAGGCCCCUCCGGCUCCUGACACCUUGAGUUACUUGGAUUCUGUUAGUCUCAUGUCGGGCACCUUGGAGUCGCUCACUGGCCCUGGAUUCCUUGAUGAUGCUAGUUCCCUGGGCUCCGAUUCCGAGAUCAAUGGAUUGGCGUAUCGUAGAACAGACAAAUAUGGUUUCCUAGGGGGCAGCCAGUUUUCAGUUGCACUUGAGAGCAGCAUCCCUGUAGAUGUGGCCAGACAGCGGGAACUCAAGUGGCUGGACAUGUUUUCCCACUGGGACAAAUGGCUGUCGCGCCGAUUCCAAAAGGUGAAAUUGCGUUGUCGGAAGGGGAUCCCCUCUUCCCUUCGUGCCAAAGCAUGGCAACUUCUCUCAAACAGCAAGGAGCUCCUAGAUCAAAACCUGGGGAAGUUUGAGGAACUGGAGCGUCAGUCUGGAGAUCCGAAGUGGCUCGAUGUGAUUGAGAAGGAUCUACACAGGCAGUUCCCAUUCCACGAGAUGUUUGCGGCUCGGGGAGGCCAUGGGCAGCAGGACCUCUACCGCAUCCUGAAAGCCUACACCAUCUACCGGCCAGAAGAGGGCUACUGCCAAGCCCAGGCCCCUGUUGCGGCGGUUUUGCUAAUGCAUAUGCCUGCAGAGCAAGCGUUUUGGUGCCUGGUGCAGAUCUGUGAGAAAUACCUCCCUGGCUAUUACAGUGCUGGGCUGGAGGCAAUCCAGUUGGAUGGUGAGAUCUUCUUUGCCCUUCUACGGCGGGCAUCUCCCAUUGCCUACCGCCACCUGAAGCGAUACAAGAUUGAUCCCAUCUUGUAUAUGACGGAGUGGUUCAUGUGCAUCUUCUCCCGGACCUUGCCUUGGUGCUCUGUACUGCGCGUUUGGGACAUGUUCUUCUGCGAAGGGGUGAAGAUUAUCUUCCGGGUGGGCCUGGUGCUGUUGCGAAAUACGCUGGGCUCAAUAGACAAGCUGCGUUCAUGCCAGGGAAUGUACGAGACCAUGGAGAAGCUACGAAACCUCCCUGUUCAGGCCAUGCAAGAGGAUUUCCUGGUCCAUGAGGUGAUCAAUAUCCCCGUGACGGAAGCUCUCAUCGAGCGGGAGAACACCACCCAGCUGAAGAAGUGGCGGGAGACCAAGGGCGAGCUCCAGUACAAGCCCUCCCGCCGGCUGCACGGCUCGCGAGCCAUCUACGAGGAGUGCCACCGGAUGAACCCGCCCCUGACGGCCAGCGCCAGCCUCUUGAGCCUCACCGGCCUGAAGCAAAGGGUCUCUCACAGUACCGCAGGCGGCCCCUCCUUCUCUCCGGCACACUCCGUGGGCACCUUGGCCGUGUCCGCCGCCCCCGCCCCAGCCCCUCCUGUGGCCCAGAGCCAGAUGGUGGUCUCCGAAGGGCUGCACCCAGCUCUGCCCUCCCCAACGGGGAACAACGUGCCUUUGGGAGGCCCCAAGAAAACCGGAAGCAGCAGCAGCAAAGAGGAGAAGCGGAAAGAGAAGGAGCGGGAGAAGCAAGAGAGGCUGGAGAAGGAGAGGCAGAAGCAGGCGCGAGAGCAGGAGAGGAAGCUGCAGAAGGAGCGGGAGAGGCGGGAGAAGGAGCAGGAGAAGCAGGAGAAAGAGAAGGAGAAGAAGCAGCAGAAGGAGCGAGCCAAAGAGGAAGCCAAGCUGAAGAAAGAGAGGAAGCUCUCGCUGAGGAAAAAGGAGCCCAAAGCGCCCCCUCUGCCGCCCGCCGAGGAGGGGAAAGAUGGGGAAGUCCCAGGGGCGUCCGUGCUGCAGGACACGUACUUUUGAGUAGGGCUGGGGGGGCAGCACAAGCCCCGAUGACACCCUCCCUUCAGCCAAGGACCAAGGUGGUGGCCACCACCUGGAACGUCUGUCAUGGUCAUGGGACCCAGAGGACAGGAGGAGGUGUGCCCAGGGGAGUCGUUGUUGCUAUGCACUGAACCACCCAAGUUAGAGCCGCCGUGGAAUGGGGUGGGUGGGUGGGGGGUGUCUUUAAGUUGUGUCCAUGUUUCCACUUCCCUUUGUGCGCCUGAUUUGAGGUGGAUUUGACCCCCUUCUUCCUUGAUGAACAGGACCAAACCAAGAUAGCUGCUGCAUUCUGCGUGGCUACAGAAGGGGGCUGCACAUCCCACCCAAGUGCGGCUGUGCACAUGUCCCUGCCCGCACCUCCCAGCUUGGAGUCUUAACCAAGGAGGUUGUUGUGUUAUUAAUGAUAACUCCCACACACCCCUCUCCAGCAUUGUAUAUAGAAUCCUCUCUCCUUCGAAACUAUUAACCAUGCCAGGCUGCAUACACCACUUCCUUCCAAAAAGGCCAGUCAUAAGAGCAAAGUAUGGUCUCCCCUAACCCUUCCUCCAAUACGUUAACAAACUCUCCUUCCACUGGGGGUCAGUGCGGCCCUCGGAGCACUGCUAGGUAUUCCCCUGCUCCACCCCAAAUUGACAGGCUCCCAGGAGGCUCAUAUGAGAGGUUCCCCCUAGCCGCCACCCUCUUCCUCCUCUCUUUCCACCCGUACCCUCCCAUGCAUGGUUACCUACAAGUUAGGGUUGCUGCCGUGUUCCUUGACAGAGGCUCUGUACUCUGAGAGCCACGCAACAGGCAGAAAAUUUAACAAGGCUGGCAUUUCCCCAGCACAGAUGUGCACCAAAGUGGCGGACCUCGCCUGUUGUAUUUCUGCCUGUCAUGCAGCUGUAAGAAGCAGGGCUGGGGAAGUGUUGCGUUGGCAACCCUGCUCCCUGCAGACGUGGUCAUUCAGCUGCUCCUAAAACAACUCCCAUGCAGGGGUUUCUUAGCAGUGGUCAGGAAAAGGAAUUGGUACAUAGGAAUCUGGACAGCCAUUCCUGAGUGGAGAAGAGAAGUGAGAGGAAGCCAUACUUUGUGUUCUGCUGUUCAUUGAGGAGGGAAAGAAUCUCAUUCCUUGCCCUUGAGCAUGGCCUUCUGGCAAAAAACAUUCCUGAAGCAUAAGGUGGGGAAACCUUGGUUGGCCACUUCCUGCUGGCAGAUAAGAGGCAGUUGUGUUCGUUGCAUGCUUCUGCCACCACGGGGGAAAUCUUUGCAAUGCCGCCCCCCCCCCCAGCCAACAGUUUCCGUGUACUAUAAUAAGCCCUCGCCAUCUGGAAAGAUUUGUCCUUAAUAUUGUUAGAAUACAUCCAACCCCCAUCCUUCCUGGUUUCUGGUUGCAAAGGAGACAUCUUCAUUACAAAUCCAGGCCAGAUGGAAAUUAGUUGAAUGGGCAUGCCUUCAGCCAAAGGAUUCCUGGGAACUGUAGUUCUGAGAAUGCUUUCUAAGGUGAGAGCCCUGCAGCACAGACCAUUCUGAAGGGGGAGCUGGGGCAGUUCAAAGAGGUUUAAAAAUGGUUUUAGUUUGGAGUGUAGACAUGCCCAAAUGGUGUGUGCUUUAUUUCUCCCCCUCCCUCAGUGAAAAGUGAACAGGCCCCUCUAAAAUAACUGGAAUGCCGUUCUCUGUGGUAUGCUGUGCGACCACACUGGGGCAGCAUGUAUACAUACACUCACUCACUCUCCCUCUCUCUCACUCUCCUUUUAUGUUACCACAUGCUGGUAUUUGCUUACUAGGCCUCUGAUGGCCCUGAAAAAUCCAGCCAGUCAGAUUCCUGGCUUCUCAUUCUGUCUAGUCUAGAAAGGCCUGGGGUGUUAGUGGAUGUUAAUUAUCAGCAGAUUAGUGGGGACUGUGGAUCAUAACUUGAGGAAGUCUGUGAGAAGAGCGGUCAUGUGGAUGCUGGCAACUGGGAAACUGAACUCUUGUCUUGGUCAGAUUGAACUAGAACCGAGUCAGGACACGAAUCUUGCAACUCUUGCUUUUACGUUCCACAGCAUUGUUUCCUCCUUUUAGGUCAUGUUCUCUGCAGUUGUGAAUAGUUUGAAAUCAUGAACCUGUUUCAAAAUUUUGCUUCCCAGAAUUCACCUUUCCAAAAUGGCGGCUUCUCCUAGAGUCCACUGUCCUACCAAUGACCUAGCAAAAAAACUCCAUUAGCCCAUCCUCAUCUCUGUACAUAACCUCUUUCUCUAUAACACAUAUAUUAUAUAUAUGUUUCAGUAUUGUAAUUAUGUAUACAGAUACUUUUUUUUUUGGCCUUGUGCUCCUAUUUAAUGGGACAGACACUGGAAAUUAGGAAUUCAUCCAUUUCUCCCCCUUGCCUUUUUAAUUGUGUUUUUUUUUUUAGUCUCCCCCCCCCCCAAUCAGGAAGAGCAGAAACUUGGAAGUUUACAGCUGACAUCCCCUUGCUAUCCUCCUUGUUAAUUUUUUUUUUAUUUUUGUCGUUCGUGCCUCGUUCUCAUUGGAUUUUUUCAUUGCUUUGUUUAAAAAUGUUAACAAUCAAAAUUCAGAUUCAUUGUCUUGAAUGGGAUCAGCCACAUGGGGAUGGGUCAGAAUCAGAAUCACUUUAUUUCGGUCAUUGAUCAGAUAAAAUUACAUCAUACGAAUAUGUAUCGAGAUUUGCAAACAACAUAGCAGAACUUGGCCACCGAAUUAGAAAUCAUAGCAUUAAAACUGGACAGCAAGAAAUCAAGAUAAAAGUAAUCAGUAUGGCCAGGAAUAUUCUUCAAAAUUGGUAAGAUAAAAUUUGAACGGAUAUCCUUGUAAAAGUCACGAAAUAAGAUUACAUGGGUGAUGGAUCCAAUAGCGCCUGAGCCGUAGGGGCAUAAUCGCAAAGAGUAUGGAAUCCCCUUAAACUUCCCCUCUAAAACAGCUGUGGGGAGAGCAUUAAGUCGGGCGAGAGUUAGAGCACACCUACAUUUUGGGAUUUAUAUGUUACUUAAGUAGUCAGCAGGUUUCAGAUAAAAAGCUGAUUAGCCAUGUACAAGCCUCUCGGUAUUCUAGCUGCUUGGCCUUGUAAUUCAAUAUCGAGAAUGCGCUGUGUAAUGGCCCUCGGGGCAUGGAAAUGUCCAAGCCUAAUAAGUUCUUCCUGCAGGAGCCCAUAAUGUUGCAAUUUAGUUUUAACCAUCAGCUUGCAUUUUGAAUUGAACCCAUCGAUCAGAGUUAAUGAGGCCAAAGCCACUUGAGAGAAAUAGAGUUUUAACCAGAAAAAGGAUAAUGCACUGCCAGUAGCCAGAUUCCAAAGUGGUGACUCCUGCCUCCCAUCUGAGAAUGGAGUUUGAAACACAGCAAGGCACCUGGAAUAUGGAUCUAAAGAAUUUCGUUUGUAUA